CAGUGGGCUAUGUUCGUAGUCUGUGCUGAGACCUUGUUGGCAUAAUGGCUAAGGUGGGCUUUAACUAUUGGUAAAAAUGUUUGAGAAACGCACACCUCUGGCAGCACGCAGCAGCAGCUUAAAUAAUCGAUUAAUUUUCGCGGCAAGCGCAACAUGCGCGGAAUAGAUGUGUCAGAAAGCGAAGAGGAGCAGUCGACUCUUCCCGAUGGUUGCCUGGUGACCACUUUCAAUACAAAGAUGCUUGUUUGAUUCAGGAGAAACAAGCAGAACCAACAUCUGCAUACACCUCAUUAUUUUACAAUCGGUGGGCAUUUAAGAAAGCGGAACAUUAGAAGCUGCCGAAUGUGUGACUCGGAUAAUGCUCAAUAUCUCAAGAGGCGAAUUAAAUUCGAUUCCAUCGAUGUACACCCAAUCGAAAAAGCCCUUGUUGUUUUCUAUCGAAUAGAAGCUAUGCUUCUCUCCAGUGAUGGAGAACCAGUAACUGGUGAAAAAAGAGAGGCGCAGAAGAUGAUAAAGGUUCAAAGCUUGAAUUCCUCUACAGACAUAAAUGGUCUGGCUAAAGAAGUGAUCCAUCAGUGCAAACUGAUACCCAGUUCAAGACUCAAUGAAGUUCAGCAACUUUUGAGUUACUUACAGGCAAGACCUGACAGCAAACCUGCAAAUAUGAAUGAUAAAUUCAGACCCAUGACAAGUAGUCAAAUGAUGAGAAAUGAUGAAAUGGCUGACAUUAUCAACCAACAAAUGGAUGAGCAGGCAUCCAUGGGGAAAUUGGAAGCUUAUAUUGAACUUCUGUAUGAAGAGUUGGAAGGGAAAAUACGAGGCACAUCUCUCAUCUUGCAGCUGGCAAAGCGCAAUGAAAAUCUGCAAGAUUUGAGCCGUAAUGAAGCUUUAAUCGGUGCUCUAUAUCGUGUACUACGUGAGGAUGGCAGAAAACAUUAUGCCCUAGCCGUUAAUAUCGCCUUCACGUUUUUCUAUUUCACCUCUUAUUCUUCAUUUCACCCUAUCCUUACACGAUUCAAAGUUGGCUCAUUGCUAAUGGAAAUUGUACGAGGCGAAUUCGUGAGGUUUGAGCAGUGGGAGAGCGAAUUAAAUUUAGGACAUUUUGAACAAGAUGGUUUACACAGAAAAUUUCAAACGGCGCUCCUACAACAAACUUUCUUAAUCCGAACUUGCUUCUACGUAUUACUUCAUUUGUCGGAAGAUCCUGGUGUCGAGGAUAAAAUGCGAAAGAAAGGAAUAGUUUCCUUGCUCAUCCGAACGCUUCAACGCAAACAUAUACAUUCCAGCGUUAAUGAGCUUAAUUACUUGGUGUUGACUUUCCUACAAAAAUUAUCAAUCUUCGGGGAGAAUAAAGACGAAAUGGCUCAAUUAGGGGUGAUUGAAAAAGCGGCUAUCCUAGUAGAUUCACCCCACCGCUUGGUCCAAGAUUCUGCCGCUCGAGUCUUGUAUAAUCUUUCCUUUGAUCCCGUCCUACGGCUUCGUAUAGGAAGACUAGGAUUGUUGCCUUCUUUGAUACGAAUGAUGCUGACCGACUCUCAAGGGGGCAAUAUUGCAUGGGCCUUAGUCUACCAGAUUAGUCUCGAUGACCGAGGACGGAUCCUAAUCAGUCGCUCAGAAUGCUUCUCCUUUGUCUUAGAAUACCUUUUACGUUGCAAAGAAAUUCCCCUACCGUCCAUUCCACUUGCCCUGGCUGUUAACCUAGCCCAUGUUCCAAAACUUGCCACCGAAUUAUCUCAAAGCAAAUAUUUUGCCCUGUUCUUGGACUUGGCGAUAGCAAAUCAAGAUGCAGUACUGAUAAAGCUACUUCGCAAUGCGGCUGGUCACGCUAUGUCGUCGCAGUCGAGCAAUCCCGUCGUAAUGGACAAGCUUGUCGAUGCCAUUUUGAAAUCUUCUGGCGCCUAUUUCAAUUCUGAAGCUCUAGGAUUGCUCGCUAAUCUUGGAGAAUUCUCGCUAUCGACUGGGUGGGAAACGAUAUUUAACAACAAAAGCUUUUUGAGAUGGAUCGAUCAACAUCUUCAACCAGGUACUAGCCCUUUCGAUGUUCAGCUCUCAGCUGUUCUGGUGCUACGUUCUAUCGCCGCCGCUCCAGAGGCCAGCUUACAGUUAAUCGAAUCAGGAUUAGUAUCGACGUUGUUGAAUCUACUGAGAAUGCAACAGGAAGACGAUGAAUUUGUCUUACAAAUUUUACAUGUUUUCUAUCGUCUUCUGCGCCACGGUGAAAUAUGCUUCAUUAUCGUGAACAAAUUUGAAGACAUCCCAGCAUCAUUUCUCGACCUCAUGACCGACCAAAAUCUAGAAGUGCGCAAAGUGUGCGAAAGAGGACUGAUGUUAAUCGCCGAAGCAGAUGCCAAAUGGGAAGAACGCAUUAAAAACGAACGUUUCUGCUGGCACAACGCUCAGUGGCUUGAGGCUAUUGCUAAAACCAAUCUCUUAUCAUCGCCUGGAACUGAAGAUGAGCAAAGUAUUGCUGGCAGUGUUUUAGAUCUGUGCGUACGUCACGCAGAUUUACUCGAUCGGGCUAGUAAUUCCGCGUCAAGUUUCGGCUCCCCAGAGUCUCGGAUUGGCUCUCCUGUCGAUUCCAUUGAUGCUUUGGACACACAGAUAUAACUAUGGGCCUUUGUCAACUUUCUACGAUGAAAAAUAGCUCACGGGAUUUGCUAGUCGUCCUUUAUUUCGGUGUGCUUUACCUUAUGUUCCCAAGUUCUGUGAUUCGCUCUUCUUCAAGCAGCGUUCAACAUAACGAUUCCGAUUACGUUUGCUUGAUUUUUAUUGUUUUAUGUAUGUCUUCAGCUAACGAGGUGCUAACUGUUUGCUUUGCCUGACCCUUCAACCAACUGUUAUUUAAUUAUUUUUGCGUGUAUUUUAUCUCUUUUUUUUUAUUGCUUUUGUGCUUUUCGUUCGGGGCAACUGACCCAGUAAACACGAUAAAAAGAAAA
Messenger RNA from Daphnia magna, 2936 nucleotides. It is a transcript of the gene Kap3, whose product is annotated as kinesin-associated protein 3. The transcript is spliced from 12 exons. NCBI's taxonomy places the organism in Eukaryota, Metazoa, Arthropoda, Branchiopoda, Diplostraca, Daphniidae. The coding region runs from base 343 to 2607 and encodes 754 amino acids. Gene Ontology annotation, molecular function: kinesin binding. The record is from RefSeq and is a predicted model, not a curated record. Gene Ontology annotation, cellular component: axoneme; kinesin II complex; ciliary transition zone. Gene Ontology annotation, biological process: cilium organization; microtubule-based movement.